AACAUAAUUAUAUUAACUUUUUCGCGCCAUGGGGGGGUAAACACCAUGAGGUGAUAGACUGAUGAAGGUGAGAACAGCUCUCCAAUCAUCAAUAUCAAACGCACGCUUGAUCACUGAAAGAAAUAAGAGGCCAGAAGACAAAUGCAUCUGCUUAUUAAAAUCGACUGUUCGUAUUCGCCAAUUCAAUCAAAUCCUUGCGCAAUUCUUCACAAAUGGGUUAAAAAAUUCAAGCUUUCUUGCGACCAAGCUCAUUGAUUUCUGCAACUCUGCUCGCCAGAUGCAUCUAGCCUCUUCUAUUUUUCAUCAAAUCCCGCACCCGAGCUCUUAUUUGUGGACUUCCAUGAUAAGAGGAUUCGCUCAAAAUGGACAUUACCACCAGUCUAUAGUCUUCUUUGCUGAUAUGUGUCGACAAGUCGGAUAUUUAUAUCAUGAACUGUCUCCUGGAUAUGUAUUCGAAAUGUGGGUUCGUUGAUGAAGCACGCCGUCUAUAUGAUGAAAUGACUGAAAGGGAUAUCGUCUCUCAUACCUCGAUGAUUUCAGGAUAUUUUAGUAUUGGUGAUCUGGCUUCAGCUCGAUUGAUUUUUGACCGUGUUGAAGGAGCUGAUGUUGUUCUUUGGAGUGCAAUGGUUGCCGGGUAUACUCAGAAUCGAUGUCCUAAAGAAGCUCUGGAUAUGUUUGAUCAGAUGCAGAGUUUGGGGCUAAGACCAAAUUCAGUUACUAUGGUCGGUGUUAUUUCCGCUUGCUCUCAAUUAGGAGACAUUGAGAGAGGAAGACGGGCUCAUGAUUACUUGGUUAGGACUGGCAUGGAAAUGAAUACUGUGGUUUCCACGUCUUUGUUGGAUAUGUAUAUUAAGUGUGGUUUUAUCGAUGAAGCUCGCGAACUGUUUGAUAGAAUGCCAAGAAAGGAUGUUGUGUCUUGGAAUGCUUUGAUAAAUGGAUACACCAAGAACGGCUAUUUUAAGGAGGCCUUGGAAGUUUUCAAUACGAUUCAGGAUUUGGGAUUAGAGCCUAACAAAGUCACAUUUCUAAGUGCACUAUCUUCGUGUGCUGAAUUAGGAGCAAUUGAAAAAGGAAAGGAAAUUGAAGAGUUAUUGAAUAUGUCGGAACUUGGGUCUGAUCUGUCAAUAGAAACUGCCCUCUUAGAUAUGUAUGCAAAAUGUGGAAGCAUUGCAGAAUCCUAUAAUGUUUUCAGGAGAACUUUUCCUAGGGAUGUUGUUAUGUGGAGUGCUAUGAUUAAUGGGUUUGCUACUAAUGGGCACUUUAAAGCAGCGAUGUCAUUGUUUGGGGGCAUGUUGAAAGAGGGGAUGAGGCCAAAUAAUUUCACCUUCUUGAGUCUGUUGAUCGCAUGUGCACAUGGGGGCUUAGUUCAUGAAGCAUACGAGUAUCUCAAUUCUAUGACCAUAGAAUAUGGCAUUUCACCAAAUAUGGAACAUUAUGCUUGCAUGGUUGACCUCUUAGGUCGAGCAGGACUGUUAGAGGAUGCUAAAAAAUUUAUAGAUGGCAUGCCAAUUGAACCUGGUAUUAGUGUAUGGAGAUCACUACUUGGUGCUUGUACAACCCACAAGAACACUAAAAUUGGGGAGUAUGCUGCUCAACAUCUUUUUGAAUUGGAGCCCAAGGAUGAUGCAAACUAUGUGCUUUUAUCAAACAUAUAUGCAGCCUCGGGCAGAUGGGAGGAUGUUGAGGAUACAAGAGCAGCAAUGAAACAUCAUAAGGCUCACAAGACUCCUGGAUGUAGUUGGAUAGAAAAUGGUGGAAAAAUCCAUGAAUUUCUUGUUGGAGGCAUGCUCUCUGGAAUGGAGCUACAAUAACACCAGACUGAUCAUGAUUGGUCAAACAAGGGGAUGCUAAUCAAAUUAUAACCUUAUGUUAGUAUUGGUAAGACCGAGCGUCCCUCUUUAAACAUAAGAGUUAAAUUAAAGUGGAGAUGUAGAUGUGCAUGAAUUAUUUAUUGAAGAGAUGAACCAAACUAGCAGCAGGCUGAAUUUACAAGCCAUUGAAAUAUGGAGGACCGGAAAUGGCAAGAAAUCUGGAUUUCUUUGUUAACUUAAGCCAAGGGUUUUGUCAACGUCAGUGGCCCAGUUGGUACUUUGCUGCUUUGUUGCAGCAGAGACCCGGGAUCUAUUCCCAUUGCCACCAGGGUUGGGGGGUUUUAAGGGGAUGGGGGAUGGGCUUAUCCCCAUGGUGUAGCCCACUGUCAAUUUGCAUGGAACAAAAACAAAAAGCCCAAGGAUUUUUUUUUUUCAAUGAGGCUGGCCAUCUUGAGUGCUAGUAGUAUGUUAAGUGCUGAAAAGACUCCCAAUCUGCUAGUAACAAAGAACACUAGGCACAUCACAGUUUGUGCCACCUGUCCUAACACUUGAGAGUUCUCAAAAAACAUAUGCAGAAAUACAUGUUCAUGUGUUGAGGACUGGUGGAACAAACCCAUGAGGUGCCUAGCAUUGUUUGUUACUAGAAGAUCUGGAGUCA
Messenger RNA from Nelumbo nucifera (sacred lotus), 2469 nucleotides. The record is from RefSeq and is a predicted model, not a curated record. NCBI's taxonomy places the organism in Eukaryota, Viridiplantae, Streptophyta, Magnoliopsida, Proteales, Nelumbonaceae.